AUGAAGACAGUAUUUGCCGACGGCCACCAAGAGACACGCUAUUCAUCUGGCCGACUGCGCCUCAAAGACAGCCGGGGGAAUCUCUUGUUAGACACUCGCGUAGCACCGUCUCCUUCCCUUCAGCAAUGCCCUGAUAUGGCACCUCCAAUCGUGUCUAUUCCUCCUGCUUGUCCUGUUAACGCUCCCCUUUCGUCCACUAACAGGCAUAGAAAAACCCCUGAGGCCACUUCUGUCACUAGAACUUUUGCCAUUUCACAUGCCAGUAAUGGUUGCGAUCAAAAUUUGGCUAAUCCUCAGUCACGUAGAUUUGGAAAAUCACUUUUUUCUUCUUGUCGAUCAGAGACUGCGUCUAACCAACUUAGUGGGGACACACCAUACAGAUCGAUUCCCGGAAUCAGUCAUAACCAGCACUUCGAGUCAAUGAGCUCAAAUAACGCGGAUAUCAACCGAAUUGGAUCCCUUUUAAAUCCUCUAAGGGCUCUUGGCCGAUGA
Messenger RNA from Protopolystoma xenopodis, 492 nucleotides. NCBI's taxonomy places the organism in Eukaryota, Metazoa, Platyhelminthes, Monogenea, Polystomatidea, Polystomatidae. The record is from the annotation of a GenBank genome assembly.